AAGAAGAAAAGCAUGACGAGCAAAGAUUUUUUGAUGAAUCUGAAAUUAAGGAAGCAAAUCUUCAGCCUGGUUCAGGCUCUCAUACCCAAGCUCAUCGUGAAAGUAGACUUACUAAAUCAGAAGAAAUAGUAACUCAACAAACCGCACCAUUAGAUAAUAUAGAAUUGCAAUCUAAUUAUUCAGAAGAAGAAGAAAUUAAUGAAAUCAUAAAAUUGGUAGUAGAUACUUAUAGAGCAUCAGAUAAAGGAAGUAAAGCCUGGUUAGAACAU
Molecule: messenger RNA, 269 nt
Organism: Dentiscutata heterogama
Lineage: Eukaryota; Fungi; Glomeromycota; Glomeromycetes; Diversisporales; Gigasporaceae
Source: the annotation of a GenBank genome assembly